Messenger RNA from Callorhinchus milii (elephant shark), 1370 nucleotides. RefSeq lists its product as uncharacterized. NCBI's taxonomy places the organism in Eukaryota, Metazoa, Chordata, Chondrichthyes, Chimaeriformes, Callorhinchidae. Bases 152 to 1015 code for a protein of 287 amino acids. The record is from RefSeq and is a predicted model, not a curated record. The transcript has 4 exons.
GAUAUUUAAAGUGUCAAAGGCAGACUGGGAGGAGAGUUCAGUUCAGUCAAACUCCGCCACAGAGGGACGAGGGGGAGAGCUCGUGAGCGAGAGAGAGAAGAGAGAGAGGGACGGGAGGAGAGGGAAAGGGAGAAAGCCCCACAUUGCCCAGAUGGAGUCGCACUCAGAACCGGGCAGCGACUCGGGGGUCUCCAUCGUUUCCCCCCCACCCAGCGAGCCCGAAGUCUCUGCCCAGCCGAGCAAGGAGACGCCCAUCGAGAGGGAGAUCCGAGAAGCGGCCGAGAGGGAGCAGAAUUUCCGUAGGUCCAGGGGGCUGGAGACGGGCGUGGAAUGCCAGGAGCUGGUGGAGAUCACCAUGAAGUCCGUGCUCCUCCAGCCUCUCCCGGCCCCCAAGGCCAAGGAGAGGGGGCAGAGGGCUGGCUCGCAGAUGCAGAGAGAGAUCCGCUUGGAGAGCAAGAGGGAACAGGACCUGGUGAGUCUGGGGAUGGUCAGCGGCAAGUACGACAGGGGAGAGAGCAGGGAGCUGGAGGAGAAGAGGAGGGUGUUUGAGAGCACGCUCCCAGGGCUGAUCAAAGCCAAGGCCAACGCCAAAAACCCUGUGUACAACGGAGCUACAGACCAGACCGUGAUCAUCAUGGAGUCCAGCAAUUUCUUCCGACCUACCAGCCACCUCCACCACCUGCCCAACGCCCAAGCCAGGAAUUCACACUCGGUGCUGGAAGAAGAAAUCCGUCUGGCUCAGGAGAGGGAGCGAGCCCUCAGGAAGCAAAGAUACAGCAUUUAUGGCAGUCAGUUGGCGUCAGCUAAGGAGUUUAUACCCUCCUGGACUCAGUGUGUCAACGGGACAGAGAAGCCAAACCUGGGGAAGCUGCAGAUCUCCUGGCCUCCAACUCAACCCAACCUGGACAUGAACAGGAAAACCCACAGCAACAGACCCCAAAAGACACACGGACAAACAAAUUCCUUACUCCAGCGUUGGGAAGCGGGAAUUCUCGGCAAUUGUCAGGACGAAUGAGGGAAUAACCCUCAUCGUGGGUUCAGAGUUCCUGAAAAGACUUGCACAUCCCCCUACCUACCCAGCAUUAAUCGCUCGAGCUAACCCCUCUCUCAUUCUCUCUCUCUCUCUCUCUCUCUCUCUCUGCCUGUCCACGUGCGGAGAGACUGCGAUUAAUUGCGAACGGUAACUUUUUAAAUAGUGUGACGUGUUUUGUAAGUGUUUCCCGAAUCAGCUCUUGAACAAAAUUAAAUUAUUUUUUAUUUAUAUAUAGACUGCAGCGGCUACGACAGAUGCACGUGGAUGUUAAUUUCUGCUUGUGCAUGUCAGGGCUCGAUUAUCCAUAAUAAAAUACUGACAUCCAGUUCAUACCCAA